Messenger RNA from Schistosoma haematobium, 2888 nucleotides. RefSeq lists its product as uncharacterized. The record is from RefSeq and is a predicted model, not a curated record. Gene Ontology annotation, cellular component: nucleus. The transcript has 3 exons. Gene Ontology annotation, molecular function: RNA polymerase II cis-regulatory region sequence-specific DNA binding; DNA-binding transcription factor activity, RNA polymerase II-specific. Bases 66 to 1427 code for a protein of 453 amino acids. Gene Ontology annotation, biological process: regulation of transcription by RNA polymerase II; cell development. Lineage: Eukaryota; Metazoa; Platyhelminthes; Trematoda; Strigeidida; Schistosomatidae.
GGCUGAUAUAUAUGUUAAACAGGCCUUAUUUGACUUCAAAAUCAAACAAUUAUUAUUCCUCUAAGAUGUUGGCUACUAAUGAUGUCAUUAAAUCUCAGUAUGAUACAUUACUAGAUAAACAAUCAAUUAAUUCAUGGCUUCCAUUGCCACAUCCAUGUGUAUUCACUUCAAAUUGGUCAUCUCUUCAUUUUGAUUUAACUAAAAAUUAUCCAUUAUCUUGUUUACAUUCAAAACAUACAUCUGAAUCAAAUUCCACAUUAACACUAAAAGAAUCCUGUUUAAAUGUUCAUAAACUUGGAUCUAUGACAAAUGAAUCAACUUUAAACAAUGAUCAUUAUAUAGAAGUGAAUGAAGAUUGUGAAACAGAUUCAAAUAUGAUUCAGAAUGAAAACAAUACAAAUAAACACCUUAAUAAAGAAUAUGAAACUCUACCAGAAGUAAAGAAACCAAUAUUAUCAACUCAUAAAGGUAUAACUAAUAAUUAUAUAACAAUCAAAAAAUUUACAAUCCGUGAAACAACAAAUUUAUUAAAAACAUGGUUAAAUAAUCAUCGUCAUAAUCCAUAUCCAACAAAAAAUGAAAAAAUUAAAUUAUCUAUUAUAACUAAUUUAAGUUUAACACAAAUUUCAACAUGGUUUGCUAAUGCUAGAAGAAGAUUAAAAAAAGAUAAUCAAAUGACAUGGAUACCAAAAAUACGUCAUCAUAGGAUAGUAACUAAUUCAAUCAAUUUAAAUAAUAAUAAUAAUAAAAUACAAAUUAGUCAAAAACAAGGUGGUGGUGAUAAUAAUGAUAAUAAUAAGGUUAAUAUGGAUCAAUUAUCACAAACGAAAUCUCAAUUAAAAUCAACAAUAAUAAGAGAUUGUUUAAUUAAUCCAUUCAAUACUAAUCAUCAUCAUCUUCAUCAUCACAACUAUCACCACCACCACCACCACCACCAUCAUCAUCAUCAUUCUCCUCAUUUGACAUCAUUCAAAAAUCAAUUAAUUUUGAAAUAUUUUCUAAAUAAAACUAUCCAGCAACAAGAAGAAGAAGACGGAGAAGAAGAGCAACAACAACAACAACAAGAACCACCAUCACCACAACAAGAAUGUCUACAAUUCAAAGAGAAAUUUAAUAAUAAUAAUAAUGAUGAUGAUCAGAUCAAUUUAUCUAAUGAGAAUUCUAUAAUCAAUAAUGAUCAUAGUAACAAUGAUUAUCAUUUAUGGUAUAAUGAUUAUCAUACUAAAUUAAUCCAUAUAAUCAAUCAAUUAAAUUGUGAAAAUAUUGAUCAAUAUCCAUUAUUCUACGGAUCAUUAUCGAAAUUAACUACAUAUAAUAAUACUACUAUUAAUAAUAAUAAUAAUAGAAUAGUAAGAGAUGAUCAAACAUCACAAUUAUGUAAUCCUUCAUCAAAAAUAUGGUCAGUUGCUGAUGUCAUCGAUGUAUAAUUAAAUCAUAGAAGAGUAUUGAUGAAAUGAAUAAUGUUCUCUUUACCUUUUUUUCUCUUUUUGUUUCUGUAUCUGGGACACUUUGAUUACGUAAUGUUUGUUAAAAUUAUUAUUAUUAUUAUUAUUAUUAUUAUUAUUAUUAUUAUUAUUAUUAUUAUUAUUAUUAUUCAUAAUACUUACAUAUAUGUCUAUUAUCAGAAGGGGUUUACGGAGAUUUUAGAAAUUUCACUGAAUGAAGUCAUGAGUCAGUUGAAGCUAGACCAACAUAGAAGCACUGGACGGCCCUUUCGUCCUAGUAUAGGACUCCUCAGCAUUGCGCAUUCAUGUUACCAGUGGAGUUCAACCAGGUCUGUUGUGAGAAAUCGACUCACUCAAGACAAUGGUAUACGUUGGCGCAACUUCGUGGAUUGGUUGAAGUUAGACAUUAACAUCAUUGGAUACCGGCUCAGUGGUCUAGUUGGUUAAGCGCUUGGCGCGAGACUGAUAGGUCCUGAAUUCGGAUCUCGCGGGGUGCGGGAUCGUGGAUGCGCACUGCUGAGGAGUAUCAUGCCAGGACGAGAAGGCUAUCCAGCGCUUCCAGGUUUUCCAUGGUGAUCUAGCUUCAAAUAUCUUAUGAUUUCAAUCUGUGAAAUAUAUAUCUAUUGUAAUCAUGCAAAUGAUAAUCAUAUUGUCAAUUACAUUACAUUUUAUUAAUGAUUCAAUCUGGAGAAUUUAGUGUUAACUAAUCAAAUUGAUUAAUGAUUAUGAUAUAACAUUUACUUUCAUUAAUGAUAUAUUAAAUGAUAGAUGAAAUAUUUGUUGAAGAAUGGUAAAAAAGAAACGCUAAUGAUGAUAACAACAAUAACAACUUACAAUUGUAACUAUGUGAUUAGAUUGUAUAUUUGUAUGGUUUAAGUAAAAUAUGUUCCUUUUUGGUUGUACAAGGAAGGUAGUCAGAAGUUCUAUACUUGGACAUCUUACUUACUUGCUUACUUACGUCUGUUACUCCCAAUGGAGCAUAAACCAUCAAUUAGCAUUCUCUAACCCUUUCUGUCCUUAGCCUAAGAUUGUAUAUAUGAUUUGUUUAAAUCUAUCUAGAUUUCAUCAUAUCCAACGCCUAAAAAUAAACGAAACUCUUACCAUCUAUGAGAUCAAGCCAGAACGAUGAGUAUAAAAGAAGCAUGUCCUAUCAUUAUCAUUAACUUGACCUUAAUUAUUAUUACUGCAUUUCCCCCCUUGACUUAUACAACAUAUUCUCAUGAUUUUAUUCAUCAUUACUCAUGAUAUUACUUUAUUUAAUUUUAUACACCACUAUGACCUUUAAUGACCUUGAAUAGCCUUCAAUGACCUUGAAUGAUUGUAACAAAAACAUUUAAAUCAUUUUACUACAUUUACGUUCUCAUUCGUUACUAACUUAUUAAUUCUAUAGAUUAUCAUUCGUAUUACAUAAUCUAGUAUUAUAAUCUUUCUAUUACAUCAUCU